AUGCCAUCUAACGGGACCUCUCGGCCAGCACCACGGACGCCGUUGCCGUGCGGCAUCUAUGCCCCCACCAUGACCUUCUUCCACGCCGACACCGAGGAGCUCGAUAUCCCGACCAUCAAGAAGCACGCCGAGCGUCUGGCGCGCGCUGGUCUGGCCGGGCUGGUGGCCAUGGGCUCCAACGGCGAGGCGGUACAUUGCUCGCGCGAGGAGAAGCUGGCGGUGACGCGCGCAACACGCGAGGCACUGGAUGCGGCCGGCUUCACGAGCACGCCGGUAGUCGUGGGUGCGACCGAGGGCAGCGUCCGCGGCACGCUCGAGCUGAUCGGGCUAGCACGCGAGGCCGGUGCCGACUACACGCUCCUGCUGCCGCCGUCAUACUAUCGUGCGCAGAUGGUCGAGAGCGCGAUCGAGGCGUACUUUGUCGAGGUGGCCGAGCGAUCACCGCUGCCCGUCAUCAUCUACAACUAUCCCGGCGCCGUGUCCGGCAUCGACCUCGACUCAGACGCGCUCAUCCGGCUGGCCCGCCACCCCAACAUCGUCGGCACCAAGUUCACAUGCGGCAACACCGGCAAGCUGACUCGCGUCGCCCUCGCCACCGAGGCCAAGACGCCCGCUGCCACCGGUUCCGGCUACAUGGCCUUUGGCGGCAUGUGCGACUUCACCGUCCAGACACUCGUCAGCGGCGGCAGCGGCAUCAUCGCCGGCGGCGCCAACGUCAUGCCCAAGGUCUGCGUCCGUGUCUGGAACCUCUUUGUCGAGGGCAAGACCGACGAGGCCGUCGCCCUGCAGAAAACGCUCGCGCGCGGCGACUGGUUCCUUACAAAGGCCGCCAUUGCCGGCACCAAGCAGGCCAUCCAAACCUACUACGGCUACGGCGGUUUCCCGCGUCGCCCGCUUCCCCGUCUGCCUGCUGCCAACGUGGCCGCCAUUGCCGACGGCAUCGCCGAGGUCAUGGCCAUUGAGCUGGCGCUGUAG
This is a messenger RNA of Grosmannia clavigera kw1407, 975 nucleotides long. RefSeq names its product dihydrodipicolinate synthetase family protein. Gene Ontology annotation, molecular function: 4-hydroxy-tetrahydrodipicolinate synthase activity. The transcript has a single exon. NCBI's taxonomy places the organism in Eukaryota, Fungi, Ascomycota, Sordariomycetes, Ophiostomatales, Ophiostomataceae. The record is from RefSeq and is a predicted model, not a curated record. Bases 1 to 975 code for a protein of 324 amino acids.